CCACCGUUCCUCAAAGUUAUAUAUGCGUACCAUUGUCACCUGCCCCUUUGCCUCCUGUCUCUUCUCGCUAAGUUAUCAUGUUGUUCAAACACCAACCUCCAACUUCCCAAAUUCGUCGUGUAUGAGUCACUGAGAGACUUAGAGGUUGCCCGUAAAUUGGUCCAACUCGAUGACGAAGACGAUAGCUGUAGUAGCGGCAUACGGAUGUCUCACGCUGGUCGUCGUCUACUUGAAGCCCAAGCUACUUCUUGCCUUUUGGUUCUGGCUCUGGACAGGCUGGUGGCUGUCGGCGAUGCAUCAGAUUGAGGCGAAGGGGCUCGAAUUGGAUGCAACACCUGCUACGGCGAGGGCCACCAGGGACGAAACUGAAAGCAGCUCCACUCGAAGAAGCGCCGCGUGUCACCGAGGCUCUUCAACGGAGUGGGGCAAGCCAUUUUUUCACGCUGACUCCGCUUCAUCUUCUGCGGAGCCGGAGCCGAUUGCGCCAUCACAUUCGUCAGAAUCGUCACCCCCUAUCUCAUUGCUGCCUCCUUUACCCAAGAUUCGUUCUGCCCAUUUAGGCAAUUUAGUUUUUACACCCCGCCAGGCUGAACACGAGGAUGGUCUACGAGACAAUCAGCGUCUAGAAUGGCUCGGCGAUGCUGCCAUUCAAUUCAGCGUCACGCUGCUCUUGGAGGAGUUAGCCCCUCAAUUGAAAACUGGCGAGGCAUGUACCAUUCGCGCUGAGCUGGUUUCGAAUAAGUAUCUGGGCAUGUUGUCGGUAAGGUAUGGGUUGUUUGUAACCUACAAUGAAGUUUGUGGGCAGGAUAUAUCUCAGGAUCUAAACAAAAAAAUACACGCCGACUUAUUUGAGGCGUAUAUUGGGGCCCUGACCAAAGAGCGAGGGUUCGACUUUGUCCACCAGCACCUCUCAGUCGUUCUCAAACCACCUCGGCUGAUGGCUUUAACUGAAUCACAUCGACAUGGCGAAGCCGAAAGCUCGUCAGCACCAGUGACAGUGCCAAAUCCCCUACCAACUCCUCCACCGUCACCUGCACUCGUGCCCUCACGUUUGCGUGAGCUUGUGCCUCGGGUUACUGAUGCGGCUCCAUGGGCAAUGACGCCAGUUGCUGCGCAAACGCCACCAUCACCACCAUCACCGCCUCCGCUUGGAAACCCGCUCCGUGCAGAUCAGAUUCCACCAUCAGCGUGGCUUUACCACCUGAAGCAGGAUGCUGAAAGAAAACAGUUCUGGAGGGCCCAAGCUCAGGUGAACGGGAGGGUGCUCACUUCCGGACAAGGCACUUCGAAGAUAAAGGCUAAAACGGCGGCGUUGGAAGCUUAUACGCGCGUCGCAGGGUGCGUCAACUAGGACCUCUCAAGCAGCUCAAAAGUCCGGUGAGGUUGCUGAGAUUCCACGGGUGCAGUACCCGGGUUCUUCGUUAUGUCCCUCUGCUGCAGCAGCCACAGCUCGGAAAGCCCCACUUCCGCAGACACGCUGUUGUGAUUCGGUGAUGAGUGUGGCAUGUUGUGAAAACAGUAUGCAGGGGGGGGGGGACAAAGCAUCGAUUGGAUUCUCUUAGCUGCCACUUGUGAUCGG
This is a messenger RNA of Cantharellus anzutake, 1579 nucleotides long. Its product is annotated as ribonuclease III domain-containing protein. Gene Ontology annotation, molecular function: ribonuclease III activity. Gene Ontology annotation, biological process: RNA processing. Lineage: Eukaryota; Fungi; Basidiomycota; Agaricomycetes; Cantharellales; Hydnaceae. The record is from RefSeq and is a predicted model, not a curated record. Bases 170 to 1351 code for a protein of 393 amino acids. The transcript has 3 exons.